AUGGCAGCUCAGCAAGGAAUUCGGUCGCCCAACGUGAUGUCUCAACAAUGUUCCUUGACAUCCAACAUGGCAGCUCAGCAAGGAAUUCGAUCGUCCAACGUGAUGUCUCAUCAAAGUGCCUUGACAUCCAACAUGGCAGCUCAGCAAGGAAUUCGGUCCUCCAACCUGACGUCUCAUCAAAGUGCCUUGACAUCCAACAUGGCAGCUCAGCAAAGAAUUCGGUCCUCCAACCUUAUGUCUCAACAAGGAAUUUUAAUAUCUAAUGUCGAGUCGCAUAGUGUCACACCCACCAUACAAACGCAAUAUGCAAUUCCAGCUAGACAUAAGCCUAAUCCCGGAUCGUUCAUAUUUGAAAAAUUGGCAUUCCUUGACCCCCGAGUCUCGCGUUGCUAUGGUUGUGGGGACCAAUUAAAGCCAGGGGGUAAUUUGCCAUCUCCACCUAAUGACCUGGUUAUGACAACACGACUGCACCGAAGGUAUUACAAAGAGGGACAGUUGCAAGUUUCGCUAGAGAUAAAACCAGUGUAUCUCAUGGUAGUUCAUAUUGCGCUCGAUCUGCCUACAAAGAUUUCAACGCAGCAUCUUGCCAAUUACCGGACGAUCUAA
This is a messenger RNA of Paramuricea clavata, 606 nucleotides long. The record is from the annotation of a GenBank genome assembly. Lineage: Eukaryota; Metazoa; Cnidaria; Anthozoa; Malacalcyonacea; Plexauridae.